Eremomyces bilateralis CBS 781.70 is the source of this 378-nucleotide messenger RNA. RefSeq names its product DUF336-domain-containing protein. NCBI's taxonomy places the organism in Eukaryota, Fungi, Ascomycota, Dothideomycetes, Eremomycetales, Eremomycetaceae. The annotation marks the transcript as partial. The transcript has a single exon. The record is from RefSeq and is a predicted model, not a curated record.
GCCGGCCAAAUCAUCUCCGCCGUCGAAGCCCAAGCCGCCAGUAUCUCGGUCCCCCAGAACAUCGCCAUCACCGACCCGGCGGGCCACCUCCUCGCGUUCAAGCGCAUGGAGGGCGCGGCACUGGUGAGCAUCGACGUCGCAUUGAAGAAGGCGAAGACGGUUAGUUUGUUCGGGGGGCGGUUCGGGACCGACGACCUCACGAACCUGGUGACGGCUGGAUCGGCGUUUCAGGGGUUGGAGCAGACGAAUGGCGGGUUGGUGGUGAUUGGAGGAGGGCUGCCAAUUAAGGUGGGGGGAACGUUUGUGGGCGGACUGGGUGUUAGUGGAGGAUUGGCGGCACAGGAUGUGGAGUGUGCGGAGGCGGGAGUUGCGGCGGUU